Messenger RNA from Aedes albopictus (Asian tiger mosquito), 3345 nucleotides. RefSeq lists its product as uncharacterized. Bases 1 to 3345 code for a protein of 1114 amino acids. The record is from RefSeq and is a predicted model, not a curated record. The transcript is spliced from 3 exons. Lineage: Eukaryota; Metazoa; Arthropoda; Insecta; Diptera; Culicidae.
AUGUUAAAAGAAUUUGAGUUGCAGAAGAAACACCUAGAGCAAAAACAUCAGUUGCUAGCUGCGCAAGAUGAAGGCGACAAUCAGAGCGUUCGCAGUCGUCGCAGCAUCGUUAGUCACUCGGCACGCAGCACCCGAACCAUGAAUUGGGUACAGCAACAUAAAAAUGCGAGCAAAGAAAAUGUUGCAGUAGGUGCACCGCUGGAUGGAGCGGUAGGCGGGACGUUAAGUGCAGUGCAAGCAACAGCGCCUGCUGGAAACGACACUCAGCAGCGGCCUCAGCAUGUUACGCCCGGGGAGUCCGUGCUGGUUAGAGAGCUUAAAAGGCGUGAAGAAGAAUCUCAACGACAGAUUCAAAUGCUGAGGGAUCAGUUGAAUCAGCUGCAGCUUGAAAUACAACAGCAGAAAAAAGGCAAUCAAGUUACAAACGCGGCGACAUCGAAGGGAGCAGUUUCUAAAACACGUCCCAAUAUUACGGCUAUCGCACCACCAGCUCACCGGCUACCUAGUUAUAUAGAUUGGCAAAUUUCCCCUGUCGAAACUGGUCAACCCGCCCCGAUAAUGACAUUCGAGCAGCCGCGAAAACACGCGCGUUCAUUCCAGAAUGCCGACACGGUGCCAGACAUUCCCACAUUCGAACAGCAGCGUAAUGUCGCGCGUAUGAAUCAAAUGAACAGAGAGGUCGGACAAACUGUACGUCAAAGAGAGCAGUCUAGCUGCAUUCCCCAAGCAUCAUCCGUCGAACGGAAUCCAGUAAUCGAACGUCAACGGCCGCAGCCCACACUAACUAUCGCGCACUCGGGACCGAGCAGCAGUGAACCGCCAGCAGACAUGGCCGUGGCCGCGGCAAACAUCGGACCUACUCAGGAGCAAUUGGCGGCAAGACAUCAGAUUGAUCAUAUGCAUCAUCACAGCCAAUCGAAGCUCCUAUUCCGAAUAAUUCCGGUCACGUUAUAUGGACAACAAGGUAUCAUCAAUACGUUCGCCUUUUUGGACGAGGGUUCUUCUCUGUCGAUGAUUGAGAGCAGCCUGGCCGAUAGACUAGGAGUUGAUGGAUACAGUAGGCCGCUCUGCUUGAAAUGGACCGGCAACGUAACCCGCGAAGAAAACGACUCCAAAAGAGUGGCAUUCGAAAUCUCUGGACUAGGAAAAACUGAACGUUACUGGAUUAGCGACGUCGGGACUACUAAGUCGCUGAAUCUUCCAAUGCAAACAUUGCCCGUGAAAAAGUUGAUGCAGGACUUUCAACAUCUUCGAGGAAUCCCUAUUGAAGAAUACCACGAUGCAGUACCCCGUUUGCUGAUUGGCGUUGAUAAUCUCAAACUAUCACUUCUUUUGAAAGUGCGUGAAGGAAAAGAAGGCGUUCCAGUUGCGGUGAAGACUCGUCUUGGAUGGUGCGUCUACGGCGGUCAAAGAAGCGAUGAUUCUUCCUUGGCCAGUUACCACAUCUGCGAAUGUAAUGAAGACACGGGAAUGGACGAAACGGUCAAGGCGUAUUUUUCGAUGGAAGACGUUGGUGUGCGUCCGACGAACGACUGUAUGUCUGAAGAGGACAAACGGGCGCACCAAAUUUUGGAGGAAACCACCAUUUUUGUUGGCGACCGGUAUGAGUCUGGACUUUUGUGGCGUUUCGAUAAGUUCGAAUUACCUGACAGCUACCCAAUGGCUAUCAAAAGGCUACAGUGUUUGCAGCGCAGAAUGGAAAAAGAUCCAGUGCUGAAAGAGAACAUUCAGCGACAAAUACAGGAAUACCUGGAAAGAGGAUAUGCCCAUCGAGCAUCCGCCAAAGAAUUGUCGACAGCUGAUCCACGUCGAAUAUGGUUCCUUCCAUUAGGGGCAGUUGUCAACCCUAAAAAACCCUCCAAAGUUCGUCUUAUAUGGGAUGCUUCGGCAAAAGUCGACGGUAUUUCGUUGAAUGAUAUGCUGUUAAAGGGACCCGACCAGUUGGCUUCGCUACCAGGAGUGAUAUUUCGUUUCCGACAACAUCGUGUUGCAGUCGUCGGGGACAUAAAACAGAUGUUUCACCAAAUAUUCAUCAAAAAUUCUGAUCGCUACGCACAUUGUUUUUUGUGGUCUCCCAAGGCGCAGAAGAAGCCAGACGUUUUCGUAAUGAACGUUGCCACUUUCGGUUCUACCAGCUCCCCGGCCACAGCACAGUUCGUGAAGAACGUUAACGCUCAGAGAUUUUCCGAGGAAUUUCCCAGAGCUGUUGAAGGCAUCGUCUACAACCACUAUGUUGACGACUACCUCGAUAGCUUUCCAGAUGAAGAUGAGGCCAAGCGCGUAGCGGGAGAAGUUCGAGACGUACACAGGAAAGGGGGGUUCGAGAUACGCAAUUGGUGUUCCAAUAGCUCUGCAGUACUGAAACAUUUGGGCGAAAAUCAAGAUAAAGUGGUGAAAAACCUCAAUCCUGAUAGCGGCGGGUUACCUGAUCGCGUCCUAGGUAUGCUGUGGAAUAGUGAAGAAGACGUUAUACACUUUGUGACUGCCAUGCGCGAAAACAUCAAGAAAAUAAUCCAAGAAGAUGCACGACCGACCAAACGCCAAGUUCUACAAUGUGUGAUGACGCUUUUCGACCCAUUAGGGUUACUAGCGCCGUAUUUGAUAUUUGGAAGAGUUCUAAUUCAAGACAUUUGGCGUGCAGGAACCAAAUGGGAUGAACAAGUGGACGAUUCCAUUUUCCAGCGCUGGCGGGAUUGGGUAAAAAUACUACAGGACAUCGACGAAGUACGGAUACCACGGUGCUAUUUUCGUUGUGCAAACCGCCUCAGCCUUGAUCGUAUCCAAUUGCACAUCUUCGUAGACGCCAGUCCGGCUGCGUACUCUUGCGCAUGCUACUUUCGUAUAAUCAACGCACAAGGAAAAGCAGAGGUGGCACUGGUCGCUGCCAAAGCAAAGGUAGCUCCGUUAAAGAUGAUGAGCGUUCCCAGAUUGGAGCUCCAGGCUUGCGUUCUUGGAGUGCGUAUGAUGAAGCUCGUUAUAGACGGUCACACCUUCCCGAUAAAAGCUCGUUUUCUGUGGACCGAUUCCAGUACUGCCCACACUUGGAUCAACGGAGAUCCAUACAAAUAUCGUCCCUUUGUUGCACAUCGGGUCAGUGAAAUCUUGGACACAACAACACGCGAAGAAUGGAGAUGGCUAAGAUCCAAAAUGAACUCGGCAGACGAAGCGACAAAAUGGGGUGUGGGUCCUCAUUUCAACGACCAGAGCAUUUGGUUGUCCUAUGCCUUCAAUUACCGCUCGGGAAUUGGAAAUCCAGUUGCGGAUUUCAAAGCCACCUUGAGCGUGCACGUGUUUUACUUCCUGUGCAAGCUGGAUCGCUGUCUCUUCGGAUUCUACGCUUACUAG